AUGGACCGCGACCGCCCCGCGGGCAGCCCUCUCAGCGCCAGCGCCGAGCCUGCGCCCCUGCCCGCCGCCACCCGUGACUCGAGCCCAGGGCGGACCGAGCCGGGGCCGACGGGCCCCGGGGGCGGCGCGCGUUCUGGGAGCGGAAGGCCGGCGGCGGCGAACGCGGCACGGGAGCGCAGCCGGGUACAGACCCUGCGGCACGCCUUCCUGGAGCUGCAGCGCACGCUGCCGUCCGUCCCACCCGACACCAAGCUGUCCAAGCUGGACGUGCUGCUGCUGGCCACCACCUACAUCGCGCACCUCACCCGCAGCCUGCAGGACGACGCCGAGGCACCAGCGGACCCCGGGUUGGGCACCCUGCGUGGCGAUGGCUACCUGCACCCGGUCAAGAAAUGGCCCAUGCGAUCAAGAUUAUACAUCGGUGCUACUGGUCAAUUUCUGAAGCAUCCUGUUUCUGGAGAAAAAGCAAAUCAUGACAACACUCCAACAGACUCACAGCCUUAAGCUCUUCCCCAGUGGGGGCUGGUAGAAGUGGUGGCUAUUGUUUUUAAAUACUAUGACAUAAUUCUAUAUUUAUUAUAUGAGACAUAACAAACAAAAUUUCUGGAAGUUUACAUGUGAACCCAUAGUUAGAUGUUCAGAUUUAUCUCUCUGAACAUGGAAUAAACAGCUUAUCUGUUCAGUGUAAGAGUCACUACUAUAUAGUGUAAGAGAAACUAUUGGAAAAAAGAAGUCACAUGAAAGCAAACAAUUGUGUAUAUAUCUAAAGAAUGCACACAUUUCUGUAGUAUCUGUUACAAACAGAAAAGUUCAUAUCUAUUGGUGCAGUCUUACUAGUUUAAAAGGAUAAAAUCUGUGUUUGUAAUAUACCAGUAUUCCAUUUUUGUGCAAACCAUACUGUGCUUAAGUUGGUCUAAGAAGCCAUUUCAGUUGAAGGAAACUUGCAGUAAUAUGAAGAUGCAGUAACUUCUAUAAGUAGUUAUUUUUCCCUCUUAUAAAACUUGUUUGGAGUAUUAGAAAUGGUUUUGUCAGAGGACAGGGCUUGGCUACCUUCCUAGAGGGUUAUUCUGUAUCUUACUGUGUUUGCAAUUUGUUGAAGGCUCUGGGAAUCCCUGCAGUCCAUUGUGAACAGGAGACCAGGUGUCAGUGAGCAGCUGAGUUCAUUACCUUCCCUAGUCACUGCAUAGCCACCCCACCCUCUUUCAUCUGGGCUAGAUGAGCUGUAGCCACCCUGGAGAGAGUGGCAAGUUCAGGCCUGAUGGGGGCCUCAAGUGAGCCCUCAUGACCCUCUUCAUAAUCAGUGUUGUGGUCUGGCUCCUUCUCCCCUUGUCCGUUGCUGUUCACAAGCUACCUGCUUGGCCAUUGUGAAAUGAGAGAAAUCCAGUCUGAUUUGGGAGUUCUGGCAAUGAUCUGCACCUUGAGAGGGUGUGGGAUACAGAGUGACUAUCCUGAGAUAAAUUCAGGCUGGAGCAGACCCCCUGAAUCUGCCCCAGUGAGAACCUCCAUGGGCUUCUCUCACCAUACCACAUGACAUUAAGUACCUGGGGAGCAGCUAGCUGGUUUGACUGAACCAGUGGUUUCAGUUUUCAGCAGGACCUAGGGAUCAGAGCCAUGAAGUAGAGAUGUUUGUGGGAAAGAUACGGAAUCCCAAAACAAUGGGAUGCAAUAAAGACAUCGGAAAAUAAAUAAAUAUCAGUCAUGGUUUUUGCUGACUUACAUUCCCUUGUAUCUCCCUUUCUUGCUUUUCUCAGUUAUUACUGUUCCCCUUUCCAAUGUGAAAUUUAUUUACUUCCCAAUAACCCACAGCUUUAAAGUUGCUGAGCUUGACCCAAGAUUAGCAAACGUAAAAGGUGUAUUAAUGGACUUAGUUGAACUAAUAGAGCAAUUGAACCACCAUUUUAUUUUGUUUUCAUCUCCGUUUUCUUCCAGCUUUUGGCAGUGAAGUGUGAAGUAAAAGAUCAUUCGAAGGCAAAAACUAGCAUUCAGUUGAUUCAGGUGAACAUGACUAUGUUUUGGUCAUAUCUGAUAGUUUAUAUGUUUUAUUGGGGUG
This is a messenger RNA of Cebus imitator (Panamanian white-faced capuchin), 2050 nucleotides long. It is a transcript of the gene TCF24, whose product is annotated as transcription factor 24. Gene Ontology annotation, molecular function: DNA-binding transcription factor activity, RNA polymerase II-specific; RNA polymerase II transcription regulatory region sequence-specific DNA binding; protein dimerization activity. The transcript has 2 exons. Gene Ontology annotation, biological process: regulation of transcription by RNA polymerase II; developmental process. The record is from RefSeq and is a predicted model, not a curated record. The coding region runs from base 1 to 504 and encodes 167 amino acids. Lineage: Eukaryota; Metazoa; Chordata; Mammalia; Primates; Cebidae.